UUCCAUAUUGUUCACCUCCCCUUUUCCUCCAGCCUUGCGUCAAUCCUUCACACCACACUCUUUUCGUUUGCCACACCCACACACUCUUUCUGUCGUGUCUCUUUCUUCCUCUCACCUUUUCCGUCCUCUUCUCCGUGCACUUUCGCCUACAGGCAAGAUGAUUUCCAAAUCCUCUUCGGUCAUCGUUACCCUCGCGGCCAUUAUGGUAUCCGUCUCUGCUGCCGACAAGCCAACCUUUUCCGUCACACAGCUGCCCAACAAGUGGGAAGAUGGCCAAAUCGGAACAAACCAGUGCAAGCAGUGGGGAUCCUCGAGCCAGAAAUCAAUGUGCCAAAAUGUCUUCAUCAACACCGUCACUGAUUUUUGUCUGUGGGGACCCUAUAAAGGAAAGGGGACUGUCGGAGCCCAAGAGGAACUCAUGGUAUCCUACUGCACGAAGUCGGGCUACGGCACGAGGCUGAUUCCCGACGGAACGCUCAAGGGUGCACACUUUAUCAAGACGCCCAACUUCCUCCAGGUCACUGGCUUUGGCGACUUCACGUCGAUGCACAUUGCAAACCAUGAUGAGGGCGGUGAGCUCGACCCCCAUGGAGCCACUGGCGCCGGCAAUCCCCCUGGCGGCCUUGUCUUUUCGCGCAAUGUCAAGGGUCAAGAGGGUCAAUGGGUCCAACUCAAGGAGUGGAGCAACUUCAUGAGCGCCUCUGAGUUCUCCAUUCGCGCCUGCUAUCCUGCUCCCGAUGCCCCCAGCUGGUGUCCUCACACCCUCGACGAGAUGGGAUCUAAGUUCAAUCACCCCGGCAAAUACAGCAAGGGCUCCUUUGACAAUUGCGACGCCGACUCUGGCCACUUUCCCGCUGUCUUCCACGGGAGUGAAUUCAGGCAGGGGGACGCCCACACUCCGAACGGUCACAAGCCUGGAAAAUCGAGCAAUUGCCAUGCCCACCCCACGGUCAAGAACGGUCCCGCCAAGCAGACGCCCUACCGCCGUUCGAACCCCGUUCGCGCGGAUGAAUACGACGCUUAGAUCCGUCAACUCAAAUCUCUCAUACUCUGCACACAUCUGUCCCCUACUCCUCAAGCUGCCGCAUUUGUACGGUCGAGAUCUCGGCCCCAGCUUAUUGUUUUAGCUGAUUACGCCAAAUUUUCCUCCGCUGUUCCGUUUAUUCACUGGUCGUGCACUCCCUACCCUCAUACUCUCAUUUGUGUGCUCUUUUGUGGCAGCAUCCAAUAAUUGACUUCUUCUUUCCCUUGCGCGACAUGCUCUCUCGAGACUAUCCUUUCUAC
Molecule: messenger RNA, 1284 nt
Organism: Acaromyces ingoldii
Lineage: Eukaryota; Fungi; Basidiomycota; Exobasidiomycetes; Exobasidiales; Cryptobasidiaceae
Exons: 4
Coding region: 158-1024 (288 amino acids)
Source: RefSeq, a predicted model, not a curated record